GUAGAAUUAAAACAUUUAUUAAAAACUUAAUUAUAAUGUAGUUAAAAAAAAUUAUCAUUUGCCUAAAAAUUUAUUAAAAAUAUAGUUAUCAUAAGGAAAGAAAUUAAACUCCUCUUUAUUUAUAGAAAAUCUCAGUUUUUGAAGAUUCACAAAUUGUAUUAUCUCCUCAUCCAAUCCCCAGUUCCAGUGAGGUGUUUACUUUGUAUGAUGAGGUAUUUAAUUUAAAUACGAAUUAUAUGAUAACUUUUGAAAGAAAUAAAUUAUGAUUAUGAGGUUAAUUAAAUAUUUCCAACCUUUAUUAAAAACUUAAUUAUAAUGUAGUUAAGAAUAAAAUGACCAUUUGACUAAAAUUUUAUUAAAAAUAUAGUUUUUCAUAAGAAACAAAUUAUACUCUUUAUAGCAAAUCUCCAAUAUUGAAGAUUCACAAAUUGUAUUAUCUUCUCAUCCAAUCCCCAGUUCCAGUGAGGCGCUUACUUUGCAUGAUGAGGUAUUUAAUUUAAAUACGAAUUAUAUGAUAACUUUUGAAGAAAAUAAAUUAGGACAUUUAAAUAUUUCCAACAUUUAUUGAUUAACUUAAUUAUAAUGUAGCUAAGAAUAAAAUGACCAUUUGGCUGAAAUUAUAUUAAAAAUAGAUUUUCAUAAGUAAACAAAUUAUACUCUUUAUUUAUAGCAAAUCUCCAAUAUUGAAGAUUCACAAAUUGUAUUAUCUCCUCAUCCAAUCCCCGGUUCUAGUGAGGCACUUACUUUGCAUGAGGCAUUAUAUUUAAAUAAAAUUUAUAUAAUGACUUUUGAAGGGAAUAAAUUAUGAGGAUAUUCAAAGUCCAAGUCUUAUUCAGCUAUACAAAAAAAAGGAACCAAAUGACCCUUUUCACUUUAUAUUAUUUAGGAUGACAAAUAUUUUAAUAAAUUUCAUAAUUGCUGUAGGCCCUUGUCAGCCAUGUACAAAUAAAUUUCAAUAUCCUGUUACUAACAGGUUUUAAAUAAUAUUUAUUUUCAUUAAUUUUUACCCAUCCAUUAUUUCUAUACCAAUAUAUUUUUUUUUACUUUUUAAACAAGAGCAUUAAUAUAACCUAUUAUAGAAAGGUUAAUAUAGAUGGUUCCCUCAACCCCAGAAAUUGGCUAUCUUAUAGCACUACUUUAGACAAAGUCUUUUGUCUAUAUUGUAUUAUGUUUGGUGGCCCUAAGUCCAAUACUUUUUGGACUCAACAUGGGGUAAAUAAUUGGAAAAACAUAAAGCGUGACUUAGAGAGACACGAAGCAUCUUCUCUUCAUAAAGAUUGUGAAUAUGCAAACAUGACUUGGCUUGCAAAUAAACGCAUUCAAGAUCAUUUGCUAUCAAAUAAGCUUGAUAUAAUCAUGGAAAAUCGUAAUAUAGUUCAUAAUAUUAUCAAUGCCAUUAUGUACCUUAUAAAAUGUAAUAUAGCCUUUUGGGGUUCUAAUUCGAAUGAAGGUAAUUUUAUGUGUCUCAUAAAAUUAAUGGCAAAAACGGUUCCAACUUUACGUGCAUACAUGGAUAACAACGAAAAAUUGCGGAGAAAAAAUCAGAUAAAAUUUCGAGACCUUAUAUAAAUUUACUGUCAUAUGGCCACGUGAAAAAAAUAACUGAAAUUAUUAAGAUAAAAAUAACAAAAAGCAUUAUUCAAACAAAUAAAGAGAAUCGUGCCUAUAGCAUCAUAUUAGAUGGAACAUAUGAUGUGUCUAAAAAAGAAUGCAUAGCUUUGCUUGUACGGUAUAUAGAAGAUGAUCUGCAUCCACAUCCUGUAGAAAGGAUCAUACAUGUUUUUACAACAUCAGAAACCACUGGGGAAAAUAUAAAGAAACAUGUUUUUUCUAAGUUUAAUGAUCUUGGUCUUCCUCUUGAUUAUUUGGUUGGACAAAGUAUGGAUGGUGCAGGGAAUAUGAGAGGAGUAUACAAAGGAAUGCAGGCUUUAAUAUUGAAAGAGGCUCCAAAAGCCAUCUAUAUUUGGUGCCAUGCACAUCGGCUAAAUUUAGUAGUUGCUCAUGUUUGUGGAUGCAAAAUUGAAAUGAAAAAGGCAAUGGGAAUAUUAGAUGAGUUAUAUAAUUUUAUGAAUGGAGUUAGACGUCAAGGUGUGUUUGUUAAAUAUCAAAUGAGAAAGUCCAAGAAAUCUCUUAAAAGAAUUAAAAACACAACAAGAAAUUGGUCAUCAUCCUACAAAUCUGUAGAAAUCUUUUUAGAUGUUUAUGAACAUAUUUUAGCAUCAUUAGUUGAAUUAAAAGAUUCUAAUGACCCAAGCACCUCUUCCAUUGCCGAUGGGUUAUUAUCAAGAAUUAAAGAUGAAAAUUUUAUAUUAAGUCUUUUUAUUUUGAAAGAAAUAUUGAAAUGUACACAUGAGGCUUGUAUUGAAAUGCAGGCAGUUGGUAAUGAUUUGGCUUUGGUAACCAAAUUAAUACAACAUACAAAAAAUAAAUUACAAAAACUAAAAGCUAAUGGAGACAGUUUAUUUUUAAAAUUACAUUCCUUAUCUAAUAGUUUUUUGAAAAAGAAUAAUGUAAUAACUGAUUUGUAUAAUAUGAAAUCAAUAUUCAAAUUGGAUCAAACAGAAUUCAAUAAUUAUGUUGAACAAAAAAAAAACAAAUAUAGAACGGAAAUAUUUUUCCCUGUUCUAAAUGCAAUAAUUAAUCACCUAAAUGAUCGAUUUAAUUAUGAUUGUUUAAAUUUUUUAUCACAGAUAUCCAUUUUUACUCCCGCUGGAAUUAUGGAUAAUGAAAAAAUAGAAGGAUGGCAAAUAUCCGAAAUUUGUAAUACUUAUCAAUUAGAUGUCCAAAACAUUGUUGAUGAAUAUAAUGAUUUUCGCUCUUUAUAUUUGGAGUCUCAAUCAAUCAUUUUUUGCGAAGAUCUUUUAAAAGUUAAAAAGAAUGACGCGGUAUAUAUUGAUGAAAGUAUUGCAAACGAUCAAAUUACCAAAGAAAAUAUCAACAGCGAAAUCAUGACCAAAAUAAAAAAAUGGAUAAAAUUUUCUUUUAUAUUACCAUACCGACUUUUAAAUCAAUUAAAUUCUUAUUCAAAUUUAAAUUUAUUAUAUAAAUAUUUAUUAACCCUUCCUAAAACUUCCUGUUCAGCCGAAAGAGCCAUGAGUAAAGUAAAAAUUAACAAAACUCGAAUGCGGAAUAAAAUUUCGGACCCAUUUUUGGAAAAUUUACUGUUAAUAUCCAGCGAAAUUGAUGUUUUUGAAAAAUUUACAAUUGAUGAUAUUAUAACACAAUUUGCUUUAACAUCAAUAAGGUUAUCCAAAUUAUUAAUAAAAUAAUUAAUGUAUCUUUUUCACAGCGAAUAUAUAGGCUUUUAAAUAAUGUAUAUUUAAUUUAACAUUUUAUAAUUUCAAUGCAAAAUAUACUAUAAUUCAUUUUAUUCUAAUAUUUUAUAUAAUAGCUCUAUUUACAAUACAUGUUUUUAAUUAUGUGGAAUCAAGCUAAAUAUACCUCUUUAAAUUUAUUCGUCUUAUAUUUUUUACAAUAUUUUAGAUCUUUUUCAUAGAAAUAUUAAUAUGUUAUCUCAUUUAAUUCAC
Gordionus sp. m RMFG-2023 is the source of this 3527-nucleotide messenger RNA. RefSeq names its product zinc finger MYM-type protein 1-like. NCBI's taxonomy places the organism in Eukaryota, Metazoa, Nematomorpha, Gordioida, Chordodea, Parachordodidae. The transcript has 5 exons. The record is from RefSeq and is a predicted model, not a curated record. The coding region runs from base 1881 to 3269 and encodes 462 amino acids.